Anoplopoma fimbria (sablefish) is the source of this 1111-nucleotide messenger RNA. It is a transcript of the gene tmem186, whose product is annotated as transmembrane protein 186. The record is from RefSeq and is a predicted model, not a curated record. The transcript has 2 exons. Gene Ontology annotation, cellular component: mitochondrion. The coding region runs from base 79 to 741 and encodes 220 amino acids. Lineage: Eukaryota; Metazoa; Chordata; Actinopteri; Perciformes; Anoplopomatidae.
CUUUGGUGUGUCUCCUACUUCUACAAAGAAGAGUCACGUUUCUGUGUUUCUCCUCUUCUUUUAAGCCUGUCGUCUGUCAUGAUUAAGUCAGUGCUGCUGCGCAGGUUAACGUCAAACAUCCUGUCCUGUUCCAGAGGAUCAUGUCUACUUACAGGUCGGAUAACUCAUGGUGUGCAGCCUCAUUCACCAGGUCACACGGCCAUCCAGCAGAGCUUCCACGGACCCCUUAUACCUCAAAUCACAGCCCUGGUCAGGUACUCGGACUAUUCGGCACAAAAGUACACUAUGAUUUACACCCUGCCGCACAUUAAGCUCCUCAGAGCUGUGUCCAGGCUGAAACUGCUCCAAACUGCAAUCACCCUGGUCAUCUUGCCCCCAGUGUACAUCUUCUACCUCCAGGGAGACGUCCCCUUCUUUCUUGUCAGCUACUCAACGGGUAUAGCGCUGUUUGCCGGUGUCAUGCUGUACACUGCCAGUCACUUCUUCAGGAGGGUUGUGGGGAUGAUGUACCUGGACCCGUCCCAGACCACUCUCAAAGUGUCCCACCUCACCUUCUGGGGCAGGCGCCAUGAUCUCUACCUGCCUGUGACAGAUGUUAUGACCAUCGGGGAUACAGGCGACUCCGUUAACGAGACAAUUGUAAAACUUAAGAGAUACAGCAGCCCAGAGACGCUGUAUUUCUCCACUCAUUUUGGACGUGUGGUGGACAAACAGGCUUUUGAGAAGGUGUUUGGAACUUAAAAAUGUAAUUUGUUGAAAAUGUACUGAUUGGGAAGGUAAUGGUCAACAUUGAAUUCACAUAAUUAUGUGCAAAAAACUGUAUACAUUGUUAUAAUAAUAAUGAUCUGUCCUCAGUGAAAAGAUUAUACAGUGAAAGACUGUCGCUGGUUAUAGGUCUGAUGUGUGAAUAACAAGCUAAUUCAUUAUUUAACUAAACUUGUGGUUGGAAAGUAAAGAUACAUUUUUGCAGGCCUGAGUAGGACUGCUAAGGGACCAGUGUUAGCAGUGAUGUGUUAUAAGUACUCAGAUUACUUUGGUCUGUAACCAGGGUCUUAAUGUGUGAAGGAGAAAAAAUGUGAAAUAAAUUAAAAGUCUUGGUUUUACAAACAGA